Messenger RNA from Echinostoma caproni, 291 nucleotides. NCBI's taxonomy places the organism in Eukaryota, Metazoa, Platyhelminthes, Trematoda, Plagiorchiida, Echinostomatidae. The record is from the annotation of a GenBank genome assembly.
AUGAAUUACCAAUUCACACCAAGAGGUUACAAUAGAAAAACGAAGCAAAUUACCACAUCAAGAACGAGUUUACUGACGAUACCUCCGAGUCAAAAUUUUGAAAUUAGCAUAGAAGGGAAAGAUGGAGUUUGGUCGCCGGAUAUUGAACAAAGUUUCCGUGAAGCUUUGCUUAUUUAUCCUCCUUGUGGUCGCCGUAAAAUAGUACUUUCAGAUGAAGGGAAAAUGUUCGGUGAGUCCACUCUUCAAAAUUGUCGAAUUAUUUUAACAUAUUUCGCUGGUGAUCUCAGAUGA